This is a messenger RNA of Jaculus jaculus (lesser Egyptian jerboa), 3518 nucleotides long. It is a transcript of the gene Rad21, whose product is annotated as RAD21 cohesin complex component. Gene Ontology annotation, biological process: synaptonemal complex assembly; replication-born double-strand break repair via sister chromatid exchange; mitotic sister chromatid cohesion. The record is from RefSeq and is a predicted model, not a curated record. The transcript is spliced from 14 exons. Gene Ontology annotation, molecular function: chromatin binding; protein binding. Bases 128 to 2026 code for a protein of 632 amino acids. Lineage: Eukaryota; Metazoa; Chordata; Mammalia; Rodentia; Dipodidae. Gene Ontology annotation, cellular component: synaptonemal complex; cohesin complex.
CCCCCUUCCCCCGCCCCCUCCCCCGACCCUUUUCCCCUCCCCGAGCCACCCGUCCCGGCCAGCUCCCCGCCGGGAGAGCGAGAGCGAGCGAGCCAGGUUUCUUCCUGUUUCAUAGGAAACCAGAAAAAUGUUCUACGCACAUUUUGUCCUGAGUAAAAGAGGGCCGCUGGCCAAAAUUUGGCUAGCGGCCCAUUGGGAUAAGAAGCUAACCAAAGCCCAUGUGUUUGAGUGUAACUUAGAGAGCAGUGUGGAAAGUAUCAUCUCACCAAAGGUCAAAAUGGCACUGCGAACAUCAGGACAUCUCUUACUGGGAGUAGUUCGAAUCUAUCACAGGAAAGCCAAAUAUCUUCUUGCAGACUGUAAUGAAGCAUUCAUUAAGAUAAAGAUGGCUUUUCGACCAGGUGUUGUUGACCUGCCUGAGGAAAAUCGGGAAGCAGCCUAUAAUGCCAUUACUUUACCUGAAGAAUUUCACGAUUUUGAUCAGCCGCUGCCAGACUUAGAUGACAUCGAUGUGGCCCAGCAGUUCAGCCUGAACCAGAGCAGAGUGGAAGAGAUUACUAUGAGAGAAGAAGUUGGGAACAUCAGUAUCCUACAAGAAAAUGAUUUUGGUGACUUUGGAAUGGAUGAUCGUGAAAUAAUGAGAGAAGGCAGUGCUUUUGAGGAUGAUGACAUGUUAGUAAGCACUAGUGCUUCCAACCUCCUCUUAGAGCCUGAGCAAAGUACCAGCAAUCUGAAUGAAAAAAUUAACCACUUAGAAUAUGAAGACCAAUAUAAGGAUGAUAAUUUUGGAGAGGGAAACGAUGGUGGAAUACUAGAUGACAAACUCAUAAGUAAUAAUGAUGGUGGUAUCUUUGAUGACCCACCUGCCCUAUCUGAGGCGGGGGUGAUGUUGCCAGAGCAGCCUGCACAUGACGACAUGGACGAGGAUGAUAACGUGUCAAUGGGGGGCCCUGAUAGCCCUGACUCGGUGGAUCCUGUUGAGCCCAUGCCAACUAUGACUGAUCAGACAACACUUGUUCCAAAUGAGGAAGAAGCAUUUGCUUUGGAGCCCAUUGACAUAACUGUCAAGGAAACAAAAGCCAAGAGGAAGAGGAAGCUGAUUGUUGAUAGCGUUAAAGAGCUGGAUAGCAAGACAAUCAGAGCCCAACUUAGUGACUAUUCUGAUAUUGUUACCACUUUGGAUCUCGCACCCCCCACCAAGAAAUUGAUGAUGUGGAAAGAGACAGGGGGAGUGGAGAAGCUUUUCUCCUUGCCUGCCCAGCCUCUGUGGAAUAACAGACUACUGAAGCUCUUUACACGCUGUCUUACACCACUAGUACCAGAAGACCUUAGGAAAAGGAGGAAAGGCGGAGAAGCAGAUAACUUGGAUGAAUUCCUCAAAGAAUUUGAAAAUCCUGAGGUUCCUAGAGAGGAACAGCAGCCGCAACCGCAGCAGCAGCGUGAUGUUAUCGAUGAGCCCAUUUUGGAGGAGCCAAGCCGCCUCCAGGAGUCAGUGAUGGAAGCCAGUAGAACAAAUCUGGAUGAGUCUGCCAUGCCCCCUCCACCACCUCAGGGUGUUAAGCGAAAAGCUGGACAAAUUGACCCAGAGCCUGUGAUACCUCCUCAGCAAGUGGAACAGAUGGAGAUACCACCAGUAGAACUUCCCCCAGAAGAACCCCCAAAUAUCUGUCAGCUAAUACCAGAGUUAGAACUUCUGCCAGAAAAGGAGAAGGAGAAAGAGAAGGAGAAAGAAGAGGAGGAAGAAGAGGAGGAUGAAGAUGCUUCGGGGGGUGAUCAGGACCAAGAAGAGAGAAGGUGGAACAAGAGGACUCAGCAGAUGCUUCAUGGUCUGCAGCGUGCUCUUGCUAAAACUGGAGCUGAGUCUAUCAGUUUGCUUGAGUUGUGUCGAAAUACAAACAGGAAGCAGGCUGCAGCGAAGUUCUACAGUUUUUUGGUUCUUAAAAAGCAGCAGGCCAUUGAGCUGACACAGGAAGAGCCGUACAGCGACAUCAUUGCGACACCUGGACCAAGGUUCCAUAUUAUUUAAGGAGCUAGGUGCAUUACAGCUAGUGUUCACUCACUAGUGCAUACACAUUGCCCCCAUGUGUAGGGCACCCAAAACCCUUUGAGAAAAUUUUUAGAUUCUUGUCUGUACAAAAUCUCUGCCUUUUCUUUCUUCAUUUUCUCCAAUGUUUUUUAAUAUUUUUUUUUUUCCAUUUCAUCUGUAAGGGAAAUUGCUUUUAUGGGUUGGGUUUGUAUUCCAGUAGGGAAGACAGGAUCCCAAGAACCCAGAAGACUCAACAGUUCAGAACAGAUGUGCAAUAUUGGUACAUGUAAUAAUGUUGAUAAACAGUCAAAAGUCUUCAUUUUCAUUUUGGUUUUCCAUUCCCAUGUUGAAAAGGAAAACUUCUAGGGAAAAUGCCCAACAGUUUGAGUAAAAACUGUGGGUUGUGUCCUUUGUCAGGAAGAGAGAGUAUCUUCCCAAGAGAAGCCAGCUGUCUGGUGACCAUUGUACUUAGCUAGCCCGUGAAGCACCAGAGACUGUCAUGCUGAGAUCAUGUUUUAAAGUCUAGUUCCAUAAUGAGCAAGAAAUGUGAAUUUGUGUCAUGACUGAUCCCUGUCAACUCCAAAACGAACUACCUUGGCGGAAUGUGUUCUGUUCUGAAAAAUCAUUCCAUUUGAGUCCUUAUGCACUUGUCGGAACUCAUUUUAGCACAGCUCCAAUAUGGUCAGAGAUAGACUUGCUAAAGUGUUUCCAUAAGUUUCCAGGAGUUGUAAAUCAGUUUUUAAAAGAUGUUUGCAUAUGUUUGUCUGAGUAAUACGAUCAUGAGAGUAGAAAUCCCCUGAUAAGAUACUGUGCAACAGGUUGACUUCCCUUUGAGCAAACAAUGCUGUACAAACAAAUGGCUUCUCUGAUAUUUAUUGUAAGUGUUAGUACUGGUCUCUUCCAAUGCUGUACACGUCUGUGUUUGGAACUUUAUUUUUAAUAGCUUUGCAACUAUAAUCUUAUACAGUUUCCUGUAAUUUAAAUGAAGAGAAACACCCAGAUAAAGGCUUUAUUAUUAACAGACCAGGCAGCACCAUAAAUGAUGUGACUUAUGGUUAUCAAAACAUGUCUUAACUUUUUUAGAGUAAAAUUAUGCUAAAAGUUCUAGCUUAAGUGUCGGCACUUUUGUGGGAAAAAAAUCACUUAAAACUCAGACUUCAUGUAUACCCAGUAAUUUAAAAUUAUGUGAAAUAUUUUAAAUUUGUGAACUCGUAAUUACUAUUUUAAUGAUUGAGUCUCUUGAGAAUGGUAAUUGUAUAAAAUUGCUAUUGCAGUUUUAUUUUCAAUAUGAUGUGCCUGUAAACCAUGGAUUUCCCCCUUUGUAAAAAGACAUUGUAGAUAAUUGAAUGUUUGAUUAUAGAAAGGUCAUUAGUUUCUUGUUACACAUUUUGUUAGUCUGGUUUUGUUGCUUAUUGGGUUUAAUAUUGUUCUGAAAAUAGUUGAUGCUAUGUUAUGUAUAACUUUUCUAAUAAAAGUUGUGUUAUAAGCUGUA